AUGUUAUUUGAUAUAUCUCGUACUCUAGCUCGACAAGGUUUGGCAUAUAGAGGAGACGGAGAUGAACAAAAUAGUAAUUUUAAUCAAAUUGUUUUGCUAUUAUCUCGGCAUUCACCGGUGAUGAAAAGAUGGUUGGAGGAAAAAUCGUUUCGAAAUCAUAAAACCACAUACCUUAGUCAUGAUUCUCAAAACGAAUUUAUUAAGUUGUUAGCUGAUGAUGUAAAGAAAAAAAUUAUAAAAGAUGUCACACAUGCUGGUAUAUACUCUGUUAUGGCAGAUACUACCCCGGAUAUUUCACGAAAUGAUCAAUUGUCAGUUUGUGUACGUUACAUAGAUUCAUUAGGGGAUGUAUCAGAAAGGCUAUUAGAUGUAUGCCAGGCAAAAGAUAAAACUGGAUUAGGUGUUGCGGAAAAAAUUUAUGAAGUUUUGGUUGAAAAUAGUUUACCUGUAGAUAAUAUUGCUUUUCAAUCUUAUGAUUAUGCUAGUAGUAUGUCAGGUAGAAUAAAUGGAACACAACAAAAAUUAUCAGAACUAGCUGGCCAUAUGAUUCCUUUCAUACCAUGCCAAGCUCAUAGAUUAAACACCUUUCUUGAGCAUAGUUGUGAUGCUAGUAUUUUAAUAUGUGAUCUUUUUUCUACACUUGAAAAUCUAUACGUUUUUUUCUCGGCUAGCACUAAAAGACACAUUCACCUUAAGUCAAAAUUAGCCACCAUAGAAAAUUCAUUACAACUCCGUAAUCUUUCAAAAACUAGAUGGACAGCGCGUGCGGAAUCUAUAAAAGCUGUGUGGGUUUCAUUUGAAAUAAUAAUUGAAACUUUACAGGAGAUAAUUAAUUUGCAAAACAUGGACAAAAAUACACGAAAUCAAGCACUAGGACUUGUAAAAAAACUUCUUUCAUUUGACUUCGUUGUUUCCUUAUUUUUCAUGAAAAAUAUAAUGUAUAAGACCAAAAUAUUAACGGAAAAACUUGAAGCUACUGAAUUGAACAUACUUGAUGCUUUAAUGUUGAUUGAUUAUUCAAUAAGUAGCUUAAAUGAAAUGAACAGCGAUGAUACAGCAACGAACAACCUAGUAAGCAGUGCAAUAACAUUUUCUGAACAGUUAGGUAUUGAUCCAGUGUCAGAUUUUAAUCGCCAUCAUCGGAAAAGACUUUUGCCAAAAAGAAUUGACCAAAAUCCAAACACACAGUGUUCGAUUGAUUUACCUACUUUUUAUCGAGUAGAAUUUAAAAAAGUUCUAAAUACUUUGAUUAUUUUAUUGAAUGAACAUCUAAAAAAAUCUUUGGUGACAUUUGAACCAAUGAUUACUUUGUUUAAAAUGCCAUGGAAACAAAUUUGUUCAACAGAAAAUGUAAAAAAAAGUAAUCGAACUAUUUCCACCGGGAUGCAAAGAUUUUAA
Molecule: messenger RNA, 1398 nt
Organism: Metopolophium dirhodum (rose-grain aphid)
Lineage: Eukaryota; Metazoa; Arthropoda; Insecta; Hemiptera; Aphididae
Exons: 1
Coding region: 1-1398 (465 amino acids)
Source: RefSeq, a predicted model, not a curated record